CUGACUUCUGAGCAUAACUGUCAUCGCCAGACGGCGAGUUCUUCUCUGUGUUUAGCCCGUUUACAGAAAAAAGAUUUUUUUUUUUGUUUUUUAUUCACUUUCUGUAGACUUUUGUCCCCGACGUUGCAAAAAAAAUAUUACAUUUUUGGUGGAUUGUAUUCGGAAAGUUGAGUCGAUCAAGCCCUUUUUGGGACUGGGGCUUUCUCACAUUGAAAACAAGAAGGGAUUAUUUCUCCUCGGACAUUGUUCAUUGUUGGAUUUUCUCCGGAGUGAAGCGAAGAGAUCAGUCGAUUUCCGUCACUCUGAAGGAGUAUACCCUGUUGUUGGUCGGAUUUUGGUUAGGGUUUCUUAGUAAAUGGACAAGAAGAAGAUGGGAGUUCCGCUGGUGUGUCACGGGCAUUCUCGUCCCGUCGUCGAUUUGUUUUACAGCCCGGCGACUCCAGAUGGGUUCUUCCUCAUAAGCGCAAGCAAGGAUGCUAAACCAAUGUUGAGGAACGGGGAGACGGGCGACUGGGUAGGGACCUUUGAAGGACACAAGGGAGCUGUGUGGAGUUGCUGCCUUGAUAAAAAUGCCUUCCGUGCUGCCUCUGCUUCUGCCGAUUUUACCGCGAAAUUAUGGGAUGCUUUGACGGGAGACGAAUUGCACUCCUUUGAUCACAAGCACAUUGUUCGUGCAUGCUCCUUCUCUGAGGAUACACCACUUUUACUCACUGGUGGAAUGGAGAAAAUUCUUCGGAUAUUUGAUCUGAAUCGGCCGGACGCACCUCCUAGAGAAAUUGACAAAUCCCCCGGUUCGAUUAGAACAUUGGCAUGGCUUCACAGUGAUAAGACUAUCUUAAGUUCUUGCACAGACGUUGGCGGUGUUAGGCUUUGGGACACAAGAACUGGCGACAUCAUUCAAACCUUGGAAACAAAGUCGCCGGUUACUAGCGCGGAAGUAAGUCGGGACGGGCGAUACAUAACCACUGCCGAUGGAUCUACUGUAAAGUUUUGGGAUGCGAAUCAUUUUGGACUGGUGAAGAGCUACGAGAUGCCUUGCAGCGUUGAAUCGGCUUCCUUGGAACCGAAAAAGGGGGAGACAUUCAUAGCGGGAGGGGAAGAUAUGUGGGUCCACGUGUUUGAUUUCCAGACGGGAGAAGAGACGGGGUGUAACAAGGGGCAUCAUGGGGCGGUGCACUGCGUGAGGUUUGAGCCGGGAGGGGAGUCGUAUGGGUCUGGUUCGGAAGAUGGGACCAUAAGAAUCUGGCAGCUGGUUGGUGAGUGAAGCGGCGGCCUUGCCUACUGCUGGGGAGAAAGGCCUCCCAUGCCCAAGGAAACCCGGAAAUAUCCUUCUUUACCUUGUCCUGUUGAUGCCGUGAUACUGAUACCCUCCAGAAUGAAUAAUACGGACAUGCCCGUGUGCUCUGUACGUAUUUGGACAUGUUUUCCGGUUACAGGGCAUACCGUAAAUAAAUUCGCGACAGUGACGAAAGCUCCAUCUUCAGAUAUUGGGUUUGGACCCACCCCCU
Molecule: messenger RNA, 1508 nt
Organism: Tarenaya hassleriana
Lineage: Eukaryota; Viridiplantae; Streptophyta; Magnoliopsida; Brassicales; Cleomaceae
Product: serine-threonine kinase receptor-associated protein
Exons: 7
Coding region: 356-1264 (302 amino acids)
Biological process (GO): spliceosomal snRNP assembly
Cellular component (GO): SMN complex
Molecular function (GO): protein binding; RNA binding
Source: RefSeq, a predicted model, not a curated record